UAGCAGUGUAUUUUAUCUCUAGAUGGCGAAAAAGUAACACAAAUAAAUUAAACCUAAAUGUACAGUAUGAUUACAAUCAUACGUUUACUUACGAUAUUGAGUACUGUGAUUGAUUUUAGUUUUUCUGAAUACGAAUUGUAUGGGAAAUUUGUUUUUUUUUUUCACUUUUGCUUUUAAAAUUUCUUUUUAUUUAUGUUCCAGCGAAUUUGAGGAGGGGAAAAAACAGGAAACGGACUUCUUACUUUCACUUUCAAUUCAGCCUCGCCCGGGGAUCUGUAGACGCUUGUUACACUAGUCUUUUCUUUUUACUUAAAUUAUGUAAAGGUAGAGAAAUGCAAAUAAACGCUGGCCUCUUUAUUCUUCUACCUGUCGUGCUGCAGCAGACCAGUAGCGCCAGAACAGAUAAAAUCAUCUAUGGAUUAUUAAAUGGCCACGUUCAGAUAUCUCCAAGUUUAAGUGGGUCAUUUCAAGAGGUCAUAUGGCACUUCGGAGUUAAUAAGGUUGCUGAAUGGGAUUCCUUAACAAAUAAACCAGAUUAUUAUCCUCCUUUUAAAGGACGAACACAUCUUGAAAAAAAUGCAACUCUUUCCAUUGAAAACUUAACAGAGAAAGAUUCUGGUGGUUAUACUGUUGAUAUGCACAUCAAUGAAAAAGUGCAGACACAACAGUUCACUAUUGAAGUAAUCAGGCCGGUCUCCAAACCAAAUAUAACUGCUAAGUGCAAUGAAACCCAGUGCAGUUUAUCCUGUGAGGGCGACAGUACCGUUAGAGAAUACAGCUGGAGCAUCAAUGGACGGGUUGGUUCAUGGAGCAACACCGCUGAGAGGCUGCUGAUUUGGAGAAAUGAAAGCCUUGAAUACGUUUGUAAAGUUAGAAACCCCAAGAGUGAAGAGGAGAGCGAGCCCUUUGUCAUAGAACCCCUGUCAGGAGGACGUAUGCAUUUAAUCCUAAUUCUGCCAGUAGUAAUCUUACUCAUUACCCUUUUGUCUUUUGCCGUGAAAUAUGGAAGAAACGGAGAUACUAAACAAUAUAUGGGUGUGCCGUCAUCAGAGGCAUCUACAGAGCCUGAGAGUAAAAGAAUCCCCAGCACAUCAGAUGAUGAAACCCUGAAGCAACCUGAAGACACCCAGACCACAACAGAAGCAGAUGAUGUUCCAUAAUAUUAUUUCCUUGCUGAUGAAGAGUGAAAUCUGGCCUGAGGACACUUGAUAUACCAUAUGUAGAGGACUGCAGUAGCAGUGUCUAUGGAGAAAAAAAUGACAUCUUACUGGAAAGAUAUCAUUAAGCUCCAUCCAAAGAGAUGAUAUAAAUACAUGCAAUAUGUUAUCUUCGGAGAAAGUGGAAUUCUUUGAAGACAAAAUAAAACAUGUGACUUGAUGUUGUAGAAAAAGAGUGGCAACAGAACUGAUUAGUUUUAUUUGGAAACCUGGCGGCAUUUCGUAUAUGUCGUUGUCUAGUUCCAGUUUUGUGUAGUAAUUAGACAAGUGAGAGCCAUUCUGCAGCAUCACCACUUUGAUGCUUUAUCAUUUUAAGUUCCUUAAAAUAUGUUUAUCAAUGUAUGUUGAUGCAAAGUUUGAAAACUCUAUUUCUCAAGUGUGGCUGAAUUAAGGAGACACAGCACUAAUAUCACUGUAGUGAAACAUCACUUUUAUGUCAGUUCUCAACACUGCUUAAGGAUUGAAUGGAGUCGUAAGCUCAUUGCACAGGACAUGAACUGAACCGGAUACAGUGGUACUGAAAGACAUGUGACUGUCAUUCACCUGAAGAACAAAUGAAUAAUCUGUGUUAGUAACUUUUCUGUACCUUAAAAUGCUUGUUGAAGAGUGAGUGUUGAAUUUUUAGCUGCAUGUGUUUAUUAUUUUAAUGUUAUGAUUUAUUUUGUGUGAUACAUCUGUUGCAAUAACAAAUGUCUAUGCUGUAGAGUGGAAAUAUAUAUAUUCUCUCCUUCUGUGUCAUCAGGACAUAACCCUUCCUUACAUGCAGAGCAGGUCAGCUAGCUUGUUGAGAAGAUAGCAGCUAAUAUUUUGUUUAACUUAUUAUUUAAGUUUUGGAAAGGAUGAUAACUUUGCCAAGUGGCUCAUAUGAAAAUUAUGUAAGACUGGUAAUUAACAAAACAUAAACUGUUCUUUAAUUUGGAGUCUUUCAAAUUCUACAUUAUCUACAAUAAAUGUACAUAUUUUGCCAAAACUCUUACAACGACUGAACAAAUCCACCAAUAUUUCAGUAUUAAUUUCAGUAAGUAAAAUGCAAGAAUGAUAGAAGGAAUUUUGUAUUUGGGACUAAUGUUUAUACAGUGCUAUACUGUAGUUUCCUCUGUCUUUAAACUGACCCUCUAAUGCAUCAUUACAAACCUUUUUAGAGCUAUUUGUCUCAAAGGUUUUUGUGAGUGUAAAUUACCUUUGUACGUCACAAAAGAAAACAAAUUAAGGCAGGUAUAUAAAUUACAGAUACUGUAUUUUGCCUGUAAUACACUCAUAUUUUGAGUUAACAUCAAAUAGUUUGUUAAAAUGCCUUCAAAAAGGACAUGAGACUUGCACAAUAUGAUGUUUCAGGAGUGUAUGACUACAUAAAAUGUUAAUACUAUCCUGCGCACAACUGCCACAUCACAUCAUUUCAGAGU
This is a messenger RNA of Lepisosteus oculatus (spotted gar), 2620 nucleotides long. The record is from RefSeq and is a predicted model, not a curated record. NCBI's taxonomy places the organism in Eukaryota, Metazoa, Chordata, Actinopteri, Semionotiformes, Lepisosteidae.